Messenger RNA from Morone saxatilis (striped sea-bass), 5206 nucleotides. RefSeq names its product intermediate filament family orphan 2b (gene iffo2b). Bases 555 to 2042 code for a protein of 495 amino acids. The record is from RefSeq and is a predicted model, not a curated record. NCBI's taxonomy places the organism in Eukaryota, Metazoa, Chordata, Actinopteri, Moronidae. The transcript has 8 exons.
CGCACAGCACUGAGAGGCCGGGCUCUGCGGUCCUGCGUCCUGCCACCAUCCUGCCGCACCACAUGGAGACCGGACAGAGCCACAGUAACGGGGAAUGACAAAGGAAGAAGGUGGACCGUUUUUCUCCUCCUCCAGCUAUAUGAACCGCGCACAGCAUCAGCAGAUCACAGAGAGAGAGAGAGAUGAGGGUGACGGGAAGUAAUGCUGGUGCUUAUUGCGGUCUGCGUCAAACCUCUCGCUCCUUCGGAAGAUAAUGCCCUCGGUGCCUCUUUAAGGACUUUCUGGGUUCAUUAUUAUUUUGCUUGUGAUCACCCGUGCUGCAGGGGUCCAUGUUGUCAGCAUCUCGGGGUAAACAUCCAGCGGGGACAGCGAUGGUCACCCAGUCCCUCUCAGCAUCUGCAUUGUAAGGAGAAACUCGUCCUGCGUGAGUGGGAUUUUUGUGAGGGGAAUAUGCAGAGAUAAAGGACAGUUUUUUUUGUUUUUUUUUUUGUUGUUGCAUACAAAACCACAUCAGAGCCAUAGUUGGAUUACAAGGUGUUUGGUUGUUUACCAACAUGAACUCGCUGUUUUUCUCCGAUACGCCGCCCGGUCCGGUCUGCAACGUCCCCACCGGGUCGGGCGCGGUGACCAGCGCCCUGCGAAAUGACCUGGGCUCCAACAUCCAUGUGCUGAAAACCCUCAACCUGCGCUUCCGCUGCUUCCUUGCCAAAGUCCACGAACUGGAGAGGAGGAACAAGCUGCUGGAGAGCCAGCUGCAGCAAGCCCUGCAGAGACCGCAAUACCGCCACCUUUACGCCCGUGAAGUUGCAGUGCAGACGGAUGGUCCCGAGUCGCGGCUGCCGGGGACCAUCUGGAGUUUCACCCACGUCCGGAGGCAAGGGGAGCGCUUUGAGACCCUGCACGGGCCCGGAGUGACGUGGACUCACCCGGACGGAGUCGGGGUCCAAAUAGACACCAUUACCCCAGAACUGAGGGCUCUGUAUAACGUGCUGGCCAAAGUCAAGCGGGAGAGGGACGAGUACAGGAGAAAAUGGGAGGAAGAGCUGUCCAAACGACAACAGCUGGAGUCCACGGUGGAAUCCAUGCAGCAGAGCGCCCAGGAGUCAACCGAGGUCCAGGAUGAGCUGAACGAGAAGGUGGACAGACUGAAGGCUGAACUUGUAGUCUUCAAGAGUCUGAUGAGUGAUCAAAUGUCCGAUCUGGAUACCAAGAUUCAGGAGAAGGCCAGGCAUGUGGACAUGGACAUCUGCAGGCGGAUCGACAUCACGGCCAAACUGUGCGAUGUGGCUCAGCAACGCAACUCAGAGGACAUGUCAAAGAUGUUCAACGUCAGUCCAGCCAGGUCGCUCCCAGAGAGGGGUGCCGGGGCCUGCUGCAGGAGAAAAGAGCGUAAAGCCGUGUCGGAUGAGGAGAGCUCAGAGAUGGAUGCCGAGCCCAGCCCUUUAGAGGAGGAAACCCCAGGGUCGCUCAACAUCACGGACGAAAUGAAACGCAUGCUCAACCAGCUACAUUGUUCAGAUAACUCCUUUGUUGCCAGGCGCGAGACGUUCGAAAUUGACGACGACUGUGACAGUCUGACGUGGGAGGAAAACGAGGAGACUCUGCUGCUGUGGGAGGACUUCACAAACUACAACAUACCAUGCACCAUUGCCGCAACAGCCUGCACAAACUCCUGCCCCACUGAUGGCAACGGUGAAGCCGCUGAUCCAGACUCCCAGGAUGGAAGUCUUGGCAGCCUCAUUGAUGAAACAGAGUCACUAUUUAAGACCAGAGAGCAGGAGUACCAGGAGACCAUCGGCCAGAUCGAGAUGGAAUUGGCCACGGCAAAGAGUGACAUGAACCGACACCUGCAUGAGUACAUGGAGAUGUGCAGCAUGAAGAGGGGCCUGGACGUGCAGAUGGAGACCUGCCGACGGAUGAUUAAAGGAGGCAGGAACUCUCCCUCUAUCAGCUCCGUGGCCAGCAGCGACUCAGGGAACACAGACGAGAUCCAGGACGAGAUUUCGGACAAGGACGCAGAGGCUGAAGUGCCCGUUAGUUGAUGGCCGCAUAGCCGGGCUUUGUCCCAUCUCCUCCUGAACGCCACUCAUUCUCACAGGGGUUAAAUGUGUAUAGAGCUCCAUCCUGCUAGAGAGGUGGAACAACCUUAAUCUGGGCCUGUUUUACCUAAAUAAAGUUCUGAUAGUCGUGCUCACUGAUGCACGCCCAGAACCGGUGCUUUUAUACUAUUUCUGUUGUUUAGAAAGUGGUGGUAGGGUGUCUUUGCUUCACAAAGAAAAAGGGUGCAAAUAGUCCGAGCUGUGCUCUCUUCCUCACUGCUGCCUCGCUGGAUCCUUGUCCAGAGCUUCACAUCAUUUCAGGGGAGCAGAAAAAAAAUUUCUCAAAUGUUUUAAACCGGCUGAGAAGUAUUUUGUACAAAUUCUUACCCUAUUAAUGUCCUUUUUUUCUAAAGGAAUUGAAAAUAGUACAUAUUGUGCUCCUCGACAUAAUAAAAAGUGGAUCCAUCUUUAAAUAUACUUUUUAAUAUUUCAUUUCAAUUUAAAAAUGUCUGUGCCCUUCCAUUGGACCAUUAUUUUGUUUUUGACAUGAUUUACGAGAGUCCAGGUGGGGUGUUUGCAAUCCAAAUUAAACAGCUUGGGGUUUAAGUGUCUUCUGCCAAGGAGACAAAACAAGGACUGGAGACGAAUGGUGUUGGAGUCCUGGUGGUUUCUGAGGGAACUCUGCAGGGUUGCCAAAGUUGACAGAGGAAAGGAGCACAGCCUUUUGAUGCAUCAGUGCACUAUUGACAUUCUAUGCAAUUUAGCUGGCCUUAUUUUUGGACUGGCUUUUCACCCUUCCUCGUUUCUCUUAAAACCAGUACAGUUAGCCUUUUAAGCAAAGCAGGUGUUUUCUAUGUAUGAUUUUGAGAACUUUUUUUUUGUGUGUGUGUGUGAAAUAAUCUUAGUAUGGGACAUUUGUUUUCUCAUGGACAUCCAACAGUAAAAACUGGAACAGUGCCCCCUCAACAAGGGACUAAUAUCUUCAUUCAUUACUAUAAUCAACAUUUGCCAGAUGCUACUUGCUACUGAAACAGGCAGUGCAUUGUUGUGAUUCUGAUGUAUGCUGUUCUUGUCUUGUGCAUUUUAUGUUGUGCACAUCAAGACAUAUCAUUUUAAAUGGCUAAAAUCCAACAGUUCUUAUAAUAGAAAUCAAAUUACAGUCAUCAAAGCCAAACAGUACCCUCCAACAUCUUAAACAAAACCAAAGGACACAUUUUGUAAAGGUUUCCUUUCACAUAAUCUUCAUAAAUUACUUUUUAUUUUUAUUUUGGAGACACGACUUCUUUGUUGAUGUGUGGUUUCAUUAUGAGACUGUAUCCUGUUGUUCUGCAGGGGACUCUGUUCCAGGCGGGUUGCACAUCCUGCUUUGCCUCCUCUGAAUGAGCUAAAAGUGUCAGACUGUACAUAGAGGGCUGUCGGCAUGUGAUCAUACACCCCAGAGGCCUUUUUGUUCAUAUUAGUCUUUUUUGCAACAAACUGAGAUGUCUGACAAUUUUCGCUUUUCAGUGCUCUCACUCACUGGAUUAGCGUAGGAACCGACCGACGCAUGGGGACAGAAGUGAUCUUUUUAUCACCUCUUUGUAUUAUAAUGUAUGUACGGUUUGCUGGAUCAAAGAUUAAGUGCUACUUCUAUCUUGAAGUUUUACAAAAGCAGAAUGUUAAAACACAGGCCUUUUGUUAUUUCAGCAUGUUUGUGUGGAGAAAAAGCUAUGGGUCUUUUUUUUUUUUUAUAACAUUAUUUUUUUUAACUAAAUUGCUGCAAUGCAGACUGUUUUUUUAAUCAAAACAGUGUCUAUCCUAAUCAUUAAUUAAUUGUAUUUGUGGCAGAAAAUGUAUUUUUCACUGUUUUUUAAUCAUUCUACGUUAACCAAAAAGUGUGUUAUUGUUGCCAUAUUCUGCUUUUUGUUGAUUUCGCAGGACUAUUAAAACUUGAUCCAGACGUUUUGGUCACUUAUUGACCAGAUCAGCUCACCCAUAAUAAAAACUAAUUGAUCAUAUAAGACAAGAAUGAGGAAGAGUCCUGCUCACAGAGAACCUCUCUAUGUUUGAGUUGAUGUAAAACCAGCCUGAUAAGUAACAAAGAGCCAUUCUUCUAUUGGUACUGUACUUUGUAUCGAUGACAUGAAAUGCUUUAUUUAUUGAUGGUACGGCUGUUAACAUCCAGAAUAGUUUGCUGUAUUUCACUCCUCCUCGUUGAGAUUGUAGCCCCCACAUACCACUCAGACCAUCACACUAACCAGCCAACCAAAGCAAAGUGUACAGUAAACAUGACAAAGAUGUAAAUCAAGCUAUGAAUCCUACUAACUCUGGAAAGUCUCAGUGUUUAUACACACCUACUGCAGAUCUGUUAGUUUGCAGACAUUUACCUGAUCCCCCCCGCCCCCCCCCCCAAAAUCAGCAAUUCUAUGAGACAUUUAGUGUGUUAUCUCCCUUUUCAUCUCUUGAAGCAGGUCAAAUUCCAACGACAUCCAGUCGAUAAAACUGUAGCAACCCUCCUUAAUGAAUGUAGCUUGAUUGGAGGCUUCCUCUAAAGUCCUUACAAGUAAAUGCUGAGCAAAAAAAUAAUAAAAAUGUAGCUGUUUAAAUCCAGGGAUAUAUGGUGUGCCGUUACUUACUGGAGACCUUGGUAUGUUUUGCUUUAUUAAAUGGGUUCUUACCUGACCAACUUACAGUAUGUGACCUAGGUGUAUGUAAAUGAGGUCCUGGUUGAUGUGAAUGUUUCAUACUAAAAAGGGUUUUAUACGAUUGGUUUUUAUCAGUGUAGCACUGGGAUUAUACGGUUGUGUUAACUGUGGUGUCAACAUACAGUUUUACAUGUUCAUCGGCAUACCCGUUCAAUGUAAUUAUUGCCUAUGUUUAAUUUCAUAAACAUGACGGGGAAAUAAAAGGUGCAGCAAUACUUAUUUGGGUAAAAUUUACAGAACUGUAUUGGACAGUUUUUGUGUUUCAUUUGCAUUAUCCUGUUGAUUUCAUUUUAAGUGGUUGAUUCGUCUGCUUUAAUUUAAUUGCUUAUCUCUCCUAGAUUUGUGGGUUUAUUUUGUUUAAACUAUUGAUACAGUGUAUUCAUGUGGGUCUGGGGCAGGCUGUUUCAAAACUGAUGAAUGUACUCAAUUGAUAUUGGGGGUAAAAUGAAAUAAAAUGGUGGAUUGAAUAAAAAUCUAGGCUAA